GGCCACAAUUGGUCCUAAAGAUACAAAAGUUUCGCUUUCUCUCUUGGCUUCCAAGGAUGAACUGUCAUACUCAACGCUACUCUUGAGACGACGACGCCCUCGGCCUCUCUUCAGAAGCUGUGGGACGUUCAUCCUCAUCUGUGGCUAUCCUUCUCCGCUACCCCUCCGUGGCAUUCGUCGAUGUUCUCAUUACCAGCAAGACAUACGUCAAUGGCCUCCUACUUAAGGAGCCAUGGUGCUCCUAAUAUCAGUCAAGCGACCCCACCGUUGGGCCAUGGAUCAUCACGCAGAGAUGGGUUGCAAUACGUAUCCGUCUUUCCAAUGAAGUCGUUGACCGACUCGAACGGUGAUCGACGUACAAGUGUCGUGGUAGAACCGUUCGAGCAAGUGACCGAACCGGUGGAGAAGCAGACGCCACCCUCAUCUUCCAAAAUGUCCAGCUGUUGGAGGGAUCCGUUGCACCUGUAUUACAUACGAGGGUUGGGAAACGCUGACUCCGUCAGGCCGGCAGUCCUCCAACGUCUCGCCAAUCGAACUUCGGCCCAAGAUCCUGCCAAGGCCCCAACAUCUUUCGCCACUGAUUUGAGUCUAUCGUGUUUUCCUACGCUUCAACGGACGUGGAUAAGAAUUGAACCAUGGUAUGACAGAGACGAAGGACCAGGACUGGCGAAGUACCUGGCUAUUCUGCACGCUACUCUGCACCUACAAGUACGAGGCACGAGAUGGGUGGUAGCCGUUCGGUUAGGCAUACACGAGAGCAAAGAGGUCGUCGAGUCAAUAACAGAGACGGAACUGUACCCCAAGACCUUCACUUCACCGUGGAUCUCGUCAGUUGCUGCAUCCUGAACUCCCCACAAACGAUGGCACUUACAUCUGUGGAACAAAGUUGCGAGAUGAAGCUGACAUAGACUCUUAGUCGUCACCUUGAAGUCGGCGAGCGAGAGAGAAGAGAGAAAAGUCACAAAGCAUGACUUAGCACCAGAACGACAAGUGCC
Molecule: messenger RNA, 995 nt
Organism: Guyanagaster necrorhizus
Lineage: Eukaryota; Fungi; Basidiomycota; Agaricomycetes; Agaricales; Physalacriaceae
Exons: 8
Coding region: 181-846 (221 amino acids)
Source: RefSeq, a predicted model, not a curated record